GAAGAUACACCCUUGGCCUUCAUGAAGAAAAAGAUGAGAACAAGUGGAAGAAAGGCUCGUCUGUGGGAAGAAAGGAACAAGUAUCUUCCUGGUUUUGAAGGUCCCCUUCCUUUUGAGCUCGAGACUGGAUAUGUGAGUAUUGGUGAAUCUGGAGAUGUUGAACUCUUUUACUACUUUGUGAAAUCAGAGAGAAAUCCAGAAAAUGAUCCUCUCAUGAUUUGGCUCACUGGUGGACCUGGCUGCAGCUCCAUCUGUGGAUUGCUCUUCGCAAACGGUCCUUUAGCUUUUAAAGGGGAUGAGUAUAAUGGAACAGUUCCUCCUUUAGAGCUAACAUCUUUUUCAUGGACAAAGGUGGCUAACAUUCUAUAUGUGGAAUCUCCUGCUGGCUCUGGAUUUUCUUAUGCUAGAACUCGGCGUGCUUCUGAGACGAGCGACACCAAACAAAUGCACCAAAUUGAUCAGUUUCUUAGGAGUUGGUUUGUGGAUCACCCGGAGUUUAUAUCGAAUCCUUUUUACGUUGGUGGAGAUUCAUAUUCCGGGAAAAUUAUUCCAGGAGUUGUGCAACAAAUUUCACUUGGAAAUGAGAAAGGCCUCACACCACUCAUAAAUCUUCAGGUGUUAAAAGAGUCUCUUCAUUCCCGCAAUGAUAUGAAUACCGAUAAUUCGGUUGAGAAAAGAAAACGUUUUGUAUUAACACAUUCCUAUAUAAUUGAGCAGGGUUAUGUUCUUGGAAACCCUUUGACAGAUAUAAACCUGGAAUCUAACCAUAGAAUUUCAUUUGCUCAUGGGAUGGGACUUAUUUCAGAUGAGCUCUUUGAGUGUAUGUCAGAGAUUUACUCAGAGCAUAUUCUGUUACGAAACUGCGAAGUAGAUUAUGUCUUGGUAGACACACCAAACAUCAGAACCGAUGGAAGAAGAGAACUGAAGGAGUUUUCAGGAAAUGAUUCAUCAUCAUUGCCACCUCCUAGCUGCUUUACUUACAAGUAUUUUCUGUCUGCCUUUUGGGCAAACGAUGAAAAAGUACGCAGAGCUCUAGUGGUGAUCAUGAUUCUAUGGUACCGUUCACUUCAACUGAAGCAUGGAUCAGAGCUCUCAACUAUUCCAUUGUUGAUGACUGGAGACCUUGGAUGAUGAGUAGCAAUCAAGUUGCAGGGUAUUA
Molecule: messenger RNA, 1159 nt
Organism: Arabidopsis arenosa
Lineage: Eukaryota; Viridiplantae; Streptophyta; Magnoliopsida; Brassicales; Brassicaceae
Source: the annotation of a GenBank genome assembly